This is a messenger RNA of Didymodactylos carnosus, 677 nucleotides long. The record is from the annotation of a GenBank genome assembly. NCBI's taxonomy places the organism in Eukaryota, Metazoa, Rotifera, Eurotatoria, Philodinida, Philodinidae.
GCGAAGAUCAAGCAUUUCCAGCAGCUGCACUUCAUUAUCAACAUGACUUACGCUUUCACUAAGGUUCCGGAAAUUCAAAAGUCGAGCAAGAUUUAUUUUUAUACAUUUUCGAUAGAGCUCGUUGAGCUAAGUAAGAAUACGUGUGCUUUACAGUUUCAAAAACAAUGUUUAGAGUCCAAAAUUUCAAAAAACCCGACAUGUGCUAACCCCAUGAUCUACAUAAUCAACUAGCUGAAUUACAGAAAGACUACAUUCGUUCAUUGCCUCCCAACCAGGAGAGGCUAAUACUGUAUCGUGAUCAACCGAUAGCGAUUAAAGAGCUAGAAAAAUUGCGAAACAAUAUUGGUGGUCUUGUAUCUAUGAACAGUUUUCUAUCUACAACGAAUGAUCGAGAAGCAGCGAUCUUCUUCGCUGGUGGUGGAAUCUUAGGAAAUCCAGAAACACAUGUAUCGGUUUUGUAUGAAAUGACAAUCGAUACAAGUAUACAAUCAGUACCAUAUGCCAAAAUUGAUUAUACAUCAAUCUUUAGCGAUGAAGAUGAAGUUCUAUUUUCAAUGGCUUCCGUGUUUAAAAUUGGCGAAAUAGAAAUGGUCCGUGAACGGAUGUGGAAUAUAAAAUUAACAUUAACGGAUAAAGAAGAUGAGCAUUGGAAUAAAUUAACAGCCCAUCUAAAUUAA